Molecule: messenger RNA, 1757 nt
Organism: Vitis riparia (riverbank grape)
Lineage: Eukaryota; Viridiplantae; Streptophyta; Magnoliopsida; Vitales; Vitaceae
Product: putative UPF0481 protein At3g02645
Exons: 1
Coding region: 49-1692 (547 amino acids)
Source: RefSeq, a predicted model, not a curated record
ACUGCCAACUUCACCAAAAGGCAAAACCUUCCUUCUCUUUAAUCCACCAUGACCUCCAACUCUAACCCAAGCUUUGAUGAGCUCAGAUGGGUGAUUGAGAUACGUAGGACUCUAGAUGAAGAGCUUGAAGAAGAUAGUGAAGUCCCCGUGAACAUCUACAAUGUGCCCAAAACCCUAAUGGCUACUAAGCCGGAUUGCUACGUUCCUCAAGAAGUUGCACUGGGGCCUUAUCAUCAUUGGCGGCCGGAGCUCUAUGAGAUGGAGAGGUAUAAGCUUGCAGCAGCGAAAAGAACUCAAAAGCAUCUCCAAAGAGUGAAGUUUGAAAGCCUUGUUGAUCAGUUGACCAAGCAUGAGCCAAGGAUUCGAGCUUGUUACCACAAGUUCUUGGAGUUCAAUGGUGAUACCUUAGCGUGGAUGAUGGCUAUUGAUGCCUCUUUCUUGCUUGAGUUCCUUCAAGUCUAUGCCAUCAAGGCGGGUCGGGUGCUGACCAGAGUUUCCUCCAGGAUGUCACACCUAGUUGAUUAUGCCGGGACCAAAUCAGCUCAUCAUGCGAUUCUUAGAGACAUGGUGAUGCUUGAGAAUCAAAUUCCAUUGUUUGUAUUGAGGAAGGUGCUAGAAUUCCAGUUCCCCACUCUAGAUCAAGCUGAUGAUAUGUUGUGUUCAAUGUUAGCCGGGUUUGGUGAAGAUCUUUGUCCAUUUGGGAUGAUGAAGGACUUGCCCCAGAUCCACGUUGAGGAGCAAGCCCACCUGCUGGACUUUCUGUACCAUCUCAUCGUGCCAAGAUCAAAAGAACCAUCUGAAAUAAUUGAAGUAGAGAACGAAGAUGAAUCAAAGGAGGGCAAAGAAGAAUCUUUUGGAGAUUCCAAUUAUGUGCAACAGCUAUUUCAGAUAAUUUGGAAUCUGCUCUCAACAUGCACUCAAGGCCCAAUACGUCUUCUCAAGAGACUUUUAUUAUCCGAUCCUGUAAAAGUCAUACUGAAAUUGCCUUGGACAAUCGUCUCCAAUCUCCCCGGGUUUUCCAUCUUGAAACAACCUGUCGAAGAUAUCUUCUUUUCCCAAAACAAAGAAGAAAACAAGCCUGAAAAUGGGAACAACAUCAUCAAACCUCCACUGAUAGAGGAAAUCGCCAUCCCUUCAGUGUCCGAGCUCUCCAAAUCCGGUGUCCACUUCUUACCUACUAAUGGUAGCAUCUCAUCCAUCACUUUCGAUGCUAAGAUGGCCACACUUUACCUCCCUACUGUUAGCUUAGACGCAAACACAGAGGUCAUUCUGAGAAACCUGGUUGCAUAUGAAGCAUCAAAUGCAUCAGGGCCACUCAUUAUUGCUCGGUACACUGAACUAAUGAAUGGGAUUAUUGAUACCAAGGAAGAUGCCCAGUUUCUGAGAGAAAGAGGUAUUAUUUUGAACCGGUUGAAGAGUGAUGAAGAGGUGGCCGACCUGUGGAAUGGGAUGAACAAGACCAUAAGGUUGACGAAGGUGCCCUUCCUAGAUAAGGUGAUUGAAGAUGUGAACAACUAUCACACUGGCAUAUGGCAGGUUAAGGCCGGAAAGUUUAUGAAGCGUUACGUGUUUGGUUCAUGGCAGUUUCUAACGUUUCUCGCUACCGUUUGCAUCUUGUGGUUAAUGGCAUUGCAAGCAUUUUGCUCUGUCUAUAGCUGUCCUCGAAUGUUUAAUGUCACAAAAGAUCAGUGAUGUUUUGGUGAUUUUCCUAUAUCUUAUCUCAAGUUAUAUGGUACUUUUGAUCUUCUCCUUACAUU